AUGAAGUACGUUCUGGUCUCCGGAGGUGUGAUUAGCGGCGUCGGCAAGGGCAUCAUCGCCUCUUCGACCGGCCUGCUGCUCAAGACGAUUGGACUGAAGAUAUGUUGCCUGCCAAGGCGCAUCGACCCAUACCUCAAUGUCGACGCCGGGACCAUGAACCCGAAGGAGCACGGUGAGGUCUUCGUGCUCUCCGACGGCGGCGAGGUCGACCUCGACCUAGGCAACUACGAGCGCUACCUGAACAUCACCUUGACGCGCGAGAACAACAUCACCACCGGCAAGAUCUACCAGCACGUCAUCGAGAAGGAGCGCCGCGGCGACUAUCUCGGCAAGACGGUGCAGGUCGUGCCGCACAUCACCGACGCCAUCCAGGCGUGGAUCGAGCGCGUCUCCAAGAUUCCCGUCGACGACACAAACGAGGAGCCGGAUGUCUGCAUUGUGGAGCUGGGUGGGACGGUUGGUGACAUCGAGAGCAUGCCGUUCGUGGAGGCGUUGACCCAGCUGCGGCACCGCGCUGGCAAGAACAACUUCCUGAACAUCCAUGUCUCGUACGUCCCGACGAUCAACGGCGAGCAGAAGACCAAGCCGACGCAGCACGCUGUGAAAAGCGUGCGCAGCGCGGGCCUGAUCCCUGACUUGAUUGCGUGCCGCUGCGAACGCCCGCUCGAGCGUUCCACGAUUGAGAAGAUCGCGCACCACUGCCAAGUCGAUGUUGAGCAGGUAGUCGCGGUCCGCGACAUGCCCACAAUCUACCAAGUGCCGGUGCUUCUGGAAGACCAAGGGCUCAUCCACUUCCUGCGCAAGGCGCUGGCUCUCGAUGUUCUCAGCAUCCCUGCACCGAUGCUCAAGAAGGGCGAGAAGAUUUGGGACACCUGGAAGGACCUGACCGUUACGCAAGACCACCACUUCGAAACGGUCAACAUCGCGCUCGUCGGAAAGUACAUCGAGCUUCACGACUCGUAUCUGUCCGUCAUCAAGUCCCUCGAGCACUCUGCGAUGCGUUGCAGGAAGAAGCUCAACCUGAUCUGGGUCGAUGCAGAGCACCUGGAGCCGGCCACGAGGCAGAGUGACCCGGCCAGGUUCCACAAAGCUUGGCACGAGGUGUGCACAGCAUCCGGGAUCCUCGUGCCCGGCGGCUUCGGGCAGCGCGGAACGGAGGGAAUGAUGGCCGCUGCCAAGUGGGCGCGCGAAGCGGGCACCCCCUACCUCGGUGUCUGCCUGGGCAUGCAGGUAGCCGUGAUUGAGUACGCUCGCGACAUGUGCGGCAUCACGGGCGCGACUUCCGAGGAGUUUGACGCCAAGGCCGAGGACCGCAUCAUCAUCUUCAUGCCUGAAAUCGACAAAGAGACGAUGGGCGGCACCAUGAGGCUCGGCCUGCGCCCGACCCUCUUCCAGCCCGGCUCCGAGUGGAGCAAGCUGCGCGCGCUCUACGGCGAGGCCCCGCAGAUCCUCGAACGCCACCGUCACCGGUACGAAGUCAACCCGGCCUACAUCGAGCGCCUCGAGAAGGGCGGCCUCAACUUCGUCGGCAAGGACGACAAGGGCGAGCGCAUGGAAAUCAUCGAGCUCAAGGACCACCCCUUCUUCGUCGGCGUCCAGUACCACCCCGAGUACCUCAGCCGGGUGCUCGACCCCAGCAGGCCUUACCUGGGCUUCGUCGCCGCAAGCUCCAAGUGCCUUCCGGAGAUCACCAAGCAGCUCUUGGCUGAGGCGAACCUCACCGCCAAUGGCGUGAACGGCGUCGUCGAGGGCAAGGAUUUCUGA
This is a messenger RNA of Diplodia corticola, 1764 nucleotides long. Its product is annotated as ctp synthase. Bases 1 to 1764 code for a protein of 587 amino acids. Gene Ontology annotation, cellular component: cytoophidium; cytoplasm. The record is from RefSeq and is a predicted model, not a curated record. Gene Ontology annotation, molecular function: identical protein binding; CTP synthase activity. The transcript has 6 exons. NCBI's taxonomy places the organism in Eukaryota, Fungi, Ascomycota, Dothideomycetes, Botryosphaeriales, Botryosphaeriaceae. Gene Ontology annotation, biological process: pyrimidine nucleobase biosynthetic process; CTP biosynthetic process.